Messenger RNA from Danio rerio (zebrafish), 1303 nucleotides. The record is from RefSeq and is a predicted model, not a curated record. NCBI's taxonomy places the organism in Eukaryota, Metazoa, Chordata, Actinopteri, Cypriniformes, Danionidae.
UGCACGUGCAGUGCGAUGUGUCUCUCUGGUAACGCGCACCUGCUAGAGCAGCACGCGGCGUGUCACUGUGACAGCUGUGACGGUAAACCCUAAAACUUUCACCACACCACAUAAACUUAACUUGUCGAACUCGCUGAAUCACUGAGUUAAACUUAGCCUCUGGUCUAAAAACAAAGUUCAAAUUCCCGGAGGUGAUCAUGUCUACGAAAGAGGUAGAGAAAACAGCUGAUGAGAGCGCUGAUGAGGAGACGGACUGGCUUUAUGGAGAUGACAAUUUUGAGGAAGAGGAGACAACUGAGAAGGAAGUUUUCAGUGCUCUGAUUGGGGAUGUGGAUGGUGUCAAUGGAGUGUGUUACCAGGACAGUGACUCAGACAGUGACGACGAUGUCUGUGUGACCAUUGGUGACAUUAAAACAGGCGCAUCUCAGGGCUCGUCAUUUGGUUCCGGGUCCAUCAAUCUGAACCUAAAAUCCUCUGCAUCAGGCUCCAAGUCCAGAGGGCUGGAUGCUGAAGGCGCUGUCCUGCAGGUGGAUGUGGAGUCAUUUGAGGAGAAGCCGUGGAGGAAACCAGGUGCGGAUCUGUCUGACUACUUUAACUACGGUUUUAAUGAGGACUCCUGGAAAGUGUACUGUGACAAACAGAGACGACUGCGCAUGAGCCUAGAAAUCCUGAGCCUGGGGUCAUCCAACAAGAUAACGGUGCAUCAGAGCUCUCAUGAUUUGUCAGAAUAUUCAUCCAGGAAGUCGAGCGGCUUGAUCAAUGUUAUCGGUGGACAUUCAGGGACCAUCAGUCGAGUGGAAGGCAGAAGACGUCACGGUGCUGAUGAAAAUAACAUCCAGGUUGUGUCAGAGAAAUCCGCGGACACUGAGUUAUCUUCCCCAAAGCUGUUGCCCUUCUUUCCUCCAAAUAUCCCACCUCCACCUUUCCCUCCUCCCUCCAUCAGCACCACACCCCCCCUCAUACCCCCACCACCACCCGGUUUCCCAUUACCUCCAGGGGCCCUUCCACCUAUGAUACCAACAUUAGAUAGCAGUGGACGUUUGGCGGGCGGUUAUGAUCGGCGUUCAGCUCCUCCUUUCCCCUUCCCUACAGGUGUAUACUCUCCUGCAAUGAGAGUGGCUUCCUGGCCGAGUGUGAUAGACAGCAGCAAGUCAUGGGAAAACUACAGCCGUCAUAACAAAGAAAGAAUGAGAGAGAAAACCAGAGAAAGAGGACACAAGAAAGAGCGAGAGCGGGAGAGAGAGCGAGAACGAUACAAAGAAACAGAUCGAGAGCACAGUCCCACCUCCCAAGACCACAGAAG